Molecule: messenger RNA, 4706 nt
Organism: Scleropages formosus (Asian bonytongue)
Lineage: Eukaryota; Metazoa; Chordata; Actinopteri; Osteoglossiformes; Osteoglossidae
Product: rhotekin-like
Exons: 12
Coding region: 386-2329 (647 amino acids)
Biological process (GO): mitotic cytokinesis; septin ring organization; actomyosin contractile ring assembly
Cellular component (GO): actomyosin contractile ring
Source: RefSeq, a predicted model, not a curated record
UCGACGGCAGCGCAGGAGAACAACGGGGCGGCUUUUGCUGUUGCGCCGCAUCGCCGCGUCCCGCGCGCGCUGCACUUAUUCGCAUAGCGAGAAGUUGAACGUAGAAUCGGCGGUCGCUCGGACUGAGUAUUCGAAACUCCUGGAGUCCCGCUGUUGCUUGUUAGAAGAUCCGAGUGCGGUGUUCCCGAGACCCUCGUGUCCCGCUGACCCGGGUGAGAUGCCUCGGUCCCUGGAGCCAGGCUUUGCUCCGAGCCACGCCGUGCGGAAGCUCUUCGGGCUCUGAAAGCCGCGCAUCGGCACCUUUUUCUAACGCUCUCCCGAGUCCGAGCGGCUGCAGCGGUUGAAACCGGGUGGUGAGGGGCUCCAGGGAAACUUGUUCAGCGAAAUGCCAGUGGACAGAUCGGCAGCAAUGGAGGAGAAAAUGCGAAUCCUGGAGGAUCUCAACAUGAUCUACAUCAGGCAGAUUGCCCUGAGUCUGCAGGACAGUGAUAUCCAGAAGAAGAUUGACUAUGAGAUCCGGAUGCGGGAGGGAACCUGCAAACUGCUGGGGGCCUGUUCCCAGAGGGACCAGGCGCUGGAGGCCGCCAAGAGCCUGCUCACAUGCAACGCCCGCAUCCUGGCCUACAUGUCAGAGCUUCAGCGCAUGAAAGAGGCCCAGAUCCUGCAGAGAGCAGCACGCAGGCCAUCAGAUGCUGAUCCUUUGGACGAACGACUCCCCUGCAAGGGCAAAGUGGCCAUCUCAGAUCUGCGCAUCCCGCUCAUGUGGAAAGACACAGAAUACUUCAAGAACAAAGGAGAGCUGCACCGCUACGCUGUCUUCUGCCUGCUUCAGCUGGGCGGCGAGAUCCACGACACGGACAUGGUGAUGGUGGACCGGACCAUGACGGACAUCUGCUUUGACAGCACCAUCGUGUUCAACGAGGCCGAACCCGGGUUCGAGCUGCGCGUGGAACUCUACAGCUGCUGCACAGAGGACGAGAGUUCCACGGGCGGUGCGCCCCGUAAACUGGCCAGCCGACUAGGAAGCUCCUUGGGCCGCUCCUCGGGGAGGAAGGUCCGCACGGGGCUGGAGUCUCCGGGAGGAGGGAGCCCGGUGGGCAAUGGGGGUGGGACCCCCCUACUUCUGUCUGUCCCCUCCACUCCGGGACCCAAGUACCACCUGCUGGCCCACACCUCGCUGACCUUGGCGCACGUGCAGGACGGCUUCCGCACACAUGACCUGUCCAUCACAGGAAAUGAGGAGUGCUCCUACUGGCUGCCCUUGUACGGCAGCAUGUGUUGCCGCCUGGUGGCUCAGCCGCGCUGCAUGACUGACCAGAUGAUGAGCGGCCGCCUCACGGUCAAGCACCUCGGGAGCGAUAAUCAAAGCUGGACAGACGUCUACGGUGUCCUGAAGGGGACAAACCUCUUCUGCUACCACCGGGAGGAGGAUGUCGACGCCAAGGUGGAGCCAGCUUUCACGAUCGCCAUUAACAAGGAAACAAGGAUCCGGGCCACAGAGAAAGAGCCCUGUAGCAAAGCACAGAGCAUCUCCAUCAGCAACCGGUACGGUGGGGAGGAGGUGACGCACACAGUGGCUGUGGAGAGUCGUGAGGAUGCGCAGCGCUGGAUGGAGGCCUUCUGGCAGCAGUUCUAUGACAUGAGCCAGUGGAAGCAGUGCUGUGACGACCUCAUGAAAAUUGAGAUGCCAUCUCCACGGAAACCCACUCCCACUGUGGCGAAGCAAGGCUCUCUGUACCACGAGAUGAUUAUUGACACGUCAGAUGAUAUUGGAACGGUGACCGACAUUCUGACAAAGCGCAUGCAAGAGGUGCAGUUUUCCAGUCAGAUGGUGGGACGCUUUCCCUGGGCAUCCUUGUUUGCGGCGGCGCCUCCAACCCACUCUCAUCCUUCACGGGCUGCCGCUGGGCUUAGCCCCCGCCUCCACAGCCGUGUUCCUCGCAGCCCCCGCGUUGCCCGGCCCGGCCACCCCUCCUCCAGCGCCAGCCUGGCCUCUGAUAGCAGUAGCCCCCUCAGCACCAGUCCCAGCUCCCCCCGCAGGUGGCCAGAUUCCCCGCGCCCCCACUCUCGACCCCGCACCCUCUCUCUGGACGCCAAGCUCAGCAGUCUGCGAGGCCGGGGGUAUGUGGCUUCUCCUUGCAGUCAUCUUCCCCAGGAACUCCUCCCUGCUCCGUCCUGCUCCAGUACUUCCAGUCACAGCUCUAGCGAGGGCAGCACCACUUCAGAAUCAGAUGGCAACCCCUUCCCUCGUGCCGUCACGGGACGCCGUAGCCUGAGGAAUUUGCGUGCUAAGCUGGACCCUCGUAACUGGUUACAGAGUCAGGUGUAACCCCCCACCUCGUACCCUUUCCUUGUAGAGGAAAUUCUCCUGGGAUGCACUGGAAUUGUUGCCACGCGCGGAUGGGCUGGUCCUAGAACCAUUAAUUUACCAGCUGCACGGUCUAUAUUUUACAUGACAUGUUUCACUCGGAGACAGUAAGGACCAGUGCACCAUAUGCUUUGACAAGACCUUGUUUUAAUAUUCCAGAACUUAUUUUGUUCAUGAACUAUGACGGUAACGGAAAUGGGAGGAACUUUCAAACCAAACAAACAACAUCCUGAAUUUCAAAUCAACAGAGAUAUAAUAUUAGCUGUGAAAAGUGAAAUAUCUAAAAUUGUACCAUUUUUCUUCAUGACUGUUUGUGUUUGCACAGUAGCCUUCGAGUUCAUCGGAGAUGAGAUUCUCUGUAAAGCCAUCUACCUUGCUGUACUGGAAGCCUAUUUUCAACACAGAAUUUGGUGUUGUAUAUAUUUAGGUGGUUAUCAGACAUAGCUGCAGUACAAUGCCCAAAAGCCUUCAGUAAUUUACCUUAAAUCAGGCCUCCUAAACUCAAAUACAUCUGAACUGUAUUGUAAAUAAGGCUACAUGUUUUGUAUUCAUUAAAGUUUAUUACUAAAUGCCUGUCAAUACAUGAAAAACAGUAUAAAAUCUAGUAUACACAUGUGAUUAUUAAAUGCUUUGACCUGUUUCUCCCUGGAGCAGUGGUACCAUUUGUUUUUUUUGUUUUUUGUUUUGACAAUACAUCCUCUUCAAUUAACAAUUAAUUGUUCAGUUUCUUUAAGACAUCUAAAUAUUAUGAGAAUUUAUAUAAUUAAAAAUAAAUUGCUUAACUGUACAUGGCUUCUUUGGAAGUGGAACUGAAAUUAAGUCUAUUUCUGUGCUAGUGACUUUAUAGCAAAAUAAUUUUCAGUGAAUUUUAGUUUAUCCAUCUGAAUGUAUCUAUGACAGGUAGAUCAAUGGAAAACAUGAAACAAGAACUUUUUUUCCUACAACUUCUUAAGAUAUGAGUAUAAACACACUGGUGACAUAGCAGUGAAACAUUUUAAUGAAGCCUUACCGUCUGCUGCGCCACUGGUGCAGUAUGUUCUAGUCAUGGUACAUUGAUCUCCAUAUCUAGUUUAAACAAAAGCAACAAUUGAUACGCUGGACAACAGUGAUAGAUAGUAGAGAGAUUACAUUUUCUUAUACCAGUUAUAGUCACUCUUAUGCCAGCAACUUAUGUUUAAGUUAUGAGGAACCUAUUUAAGUACUCCCUCCUUCAUAUGGAAAUAUAUGUUAUAAAAUGAUUACAUGCUGAAUAACAUUAUAACAUGCUUUGGAAGAAUGGAUGGAAGAGGCAAAUGAAAAACAAUGGUGAGGUAUGAGGAACUGUUGGAGCAGUGCCACCCAAAACAUUGCAAGACAAGGUGUGUGUCCACUGGAGUUGGCUGCAGGAAACUGGCAGGGAGCUCUUUGUAUUUGGCCUAUAGUAUGUUGGGUAUCAUGGGCAGUCGGAGGAGAAGGGUCAGGAGAGUUGAUACUGAGUAUGUAGAGAGAAAAUCAAUGGUUGUGUAUCAGGAGUGGUGAACCGCAAAUUUAAGGCAGCACUACAUGACCACAGGCCAGUAUCUGAUCAGUUCUGGUCAGGUCAACUGGACAAGGGUGCUAAUGCUGAAAGAACCAAAACACCCCCGACCCCAGGAUACAUCAUUAAUGAUGUGCCUAGGUACAUCACAAUAAAAGUGUCAUAUAAAUAAGCUCACUCUUACACCAGGAACUGAUGAUGUUUAAGUUGUGAGGAGCCUUUUAAGCACAUCCUCCUUCAUGUGGAAAAAUACUUCACAGUCUAUGAAAAAAUAGUUUUCAUGUUGUCACCUGUUGUAUCUCAGCGUGCACCUAGAAAACCAUUUGUAUGUUUUAACAAGUAUAUGAGAAAGAUUUUACACAUGUUCAACAUAUUUCUCUGUGCUCUGCUGAUCCAGAAAAUGCAGAAUGAUUAGUAACUGUUGGCAUCAUCCUCAAACAUUGAUUUAAUGAGGUCCUGAGAUUCAUAAUUGCAAUUUGUGCCACGUUGGCACAGGUUUUUUGGUUUGUAUUACCUGUAACUGAAAAUGUAUUUAUUUUUUGGCAAGCACACAACUAUAUGUUGACUUGUUGGUGAACCAUCAAGUAAAACAUUUGGGGGAGAAGUCAUGUUAUUAGUCAUACCUCAAGGAGCAAUUAGAUCUCUGAAACACUACACAAGAGAAAAUGCAUGUAUAAUGACAGAAGUGAGACAUGCAUUGCAGUGUGAAUCACCAAACUGCCACUUUGUACAUUUUUUUCUAAACAAUUUCUCUCUACACUCCAGUUCGUGUGAAUAACUUUAAAGUUUGUAUAUGCAAGACUAACGUGAAAUAAAACAAUG